ACAGCAGAGAGAAGAGAUGCAGAUGCAGGCCCAGGAGCUCCUGAGACAGCUGCGGAUCCCAGAGCUGGAGGAUGUGCGCCAGUACAUGCACAGCCUGCCCGUCCAACAUGCUGAUGGGCGUGGGCGCCCUCGCCGCCCUCACCACCUACUGGUACGCCACGCGGCCCAAGGCCCUAAAGCCGCCCUGCGACCUCAACAUGCAGUCAGUGGCCAUGGCGGUAAGAGAACGCUUUUGCUACUUUACUUUCAUCUAUUUUACUUUCAGACAUUGGAUGUUGAAAUCCCAGAUUGCCCCUUUAGUGUUCCAGCAAAAAUCCCAAGAGCAAAGGCUUCCGUCAUUUCUGAGACCACUUGUGUAACAGCAUAGGAGGAAGUGAUGAGAAAUAACGGUCAUGGAUUUGUCAACAAAAAAAGGCUACACGUGACAAAAGACGACUGUCUAAAGAUGCAUCAGCGUUCAUUACUGUAUGGCAUUGUACUUGUCCACAGUAAGUUAUUCUUGUAUACAUUGCUGGGGAGUGUUCUAAUGUUAACUUGGUUUAAGGAGGUUCAGACGGUUAACAUGGGUAGUUUGGACAAUGUGUCCCAUGUGUUAGUACUGAAGCCUGUAGUCUUUGUCUGCACAGGUUAAUAUGCAGGUUAAUUUUGUUAACAACACUUUGAAGCGUUGGACCAGGUUUUUGUACUUCAACUUUCAAAAUAUUAUAUCCUAGUAACAGAGUAGGGGCCAGACAACAAGUGUGCUUGUCUGAGCAUGUAGUCUAAGACUAUUUACGGUUUUGAGUGAGUCACUGAAUGUGUGUGUGCACGUGCACCAGUACAGAUUGAAGCAUCUUAAGGGACUCCCCCUAUUUGAUUGGAUAUCAUGUGUAAACCAAGUAAGUCCCUGUAUUUAUCUUUGCACACCCCCGUGCUGGCAGUGGGAGGACUUGAGAAAGCUGUUCCUGACAUUUUGUGUUCUGGCCUACGUAAACACAAAGUUCUUUGCUGUGCCAGCACUACAUUCCUCCAGUCCUCAUCUGUUAUUUUUCCCGUCCUGUGUGUAUGUGUGUACCAAAGACAAUGUGUGGUGUAAUGUGUGGUGUAAUGAAAAAUACUGUAGUGUCUUUGUUCUUUCAGCCAGCCUUCUAUUCAACGUACAGUACAAAGUCAUUAUGCAGACAGAUGAUUCAUUACUAAUGGGAAAUACAGGGGUGGAGGCAGUCUUCUCUUCUUGCAUCUACUGUCAGGUUUUUCUCAGGUGUUUCUAAGUGAAGAUUGAAAAUGGCAGUUUUUCUCAGGGGUUGUUUCAGAAAAGUUUGAAAAUGUAAAAAGGUCUGUCUGUUUGUUUGAGAAGUAACAGUAGCUUUGAACACACACACACACACACACACAAACCCUAAUGAUUUACAGUUCUCCCAGCUGGUCACAGGAGGACCAGAGAAUAGGGUGAAGUUACCCUAUAGACACUGAUCUUGGGUCAGUUUAGCAUUUUCCCUAUGAAUGUUUAAGGUUAGGAUUGCGUGAGAGGAAGCUGAUCCUAGAUCUGUACCUUGAGGAAACUUCACUCAGAGCGGACCAGAGAGACCACAAGGAUGCGACUGGGCCUGUCAGCAUGCGCCCCUUCCUCACAAUGGCAACAAUCUAGGCUGUGUUCCAUUCCAGAUAAUUAGAACCCCUCCCUCCACCCCUCCUCACUCACCCCCUUUGUCCUUGUUCACUCCACUUUACCCAACUACAACUUGACUGGUGAAAGUGAUCUUCUAGAUCUGAAAAGCAGAUCUUGCCUCUUCUCUGCCUCACUCACUCACUGUGAGAGGAAGGUGGCCAGUUUCUCUAACCUCUGCCACUCCAGGUAGCUUAAGCUGGUUUUAUUUAGUCAUUUCAGAUCCUCAAAGGGGGAGUGAGCUAGGGGAGGAAAACAUCUUUAGCCCGUGGGCGUGUAUAAAUAGAUUUAUUUAGCAUAGAAUGAUCAUUAUUUGGUUAAUAAUGGGGGCCUGAAGGGAAAAAAAUUAUGGUCUAGUGUGGGGGCCUCGACGGGGGAAAAAAUGGUCCGGUGUAUUAGAAGUACCUGGGCCAAUGUUCAGGUCCUUGGCGGGAAAUGAACGGAAAUGAGGAGUAAGUAUCAAUGGAGAGUAGAGGGAAUCAUUGAAGUUUUUGACGUACACACUGUACAGUUCCCCCACCCUCAUUACUCAAGCAAAGAAUUGUUGUAUUCCUCCAUAACUUAAGAUGACAAGUUUCAGUCAGAGGAAAUGCAAUUGGGAGUUAAAUGAACAUCCAGUAAUGCAUAAAUUUGAUACUUCACCCAAAAUAUACCUGACCUUAAGCUUACUAUAACUGUACAGUGGCGCACUGUACAGUAUACUCCUGAGUGGCGCAGUGGUCUAAGGCACUGCAUCGCAGUGCUAACUGUGCCACUAGAGAUCCUGGUUCGAAUCCAGGCUCUGUCGCUGCCGGCCGCGACCGGGAGACUCAUGGGCGGCACACAAUUGGCCCAGCGUCGUCCAGGGUAGGGGAGGGAAUGGCCGGCAGGGAUGUAGCUCAGUUGACAGAGCAUGGCGUUUGCAACGCCAGGGUUGUGGGUUCGAUUCCCACGGGGGGCCAGUGUAAAAAAAUAUAUAUGUAUUCACUAACUGUAAGUCGCUCUGGAAAAGAGCGUCUGCUAAAUGACUAAAAUGUAAAUGUACAGUGUGUAGGCCUACAUCAUCAUAAACUUGAAUAAUCACUCCUUCCUUCUCCUUAGGUAAAUGUGAGUUAGGCAUGAGGUGAGUUCGCCAUGCCGACCCCACUAUAUUCAGAGGGAAUUCAUGUGUGUUACCACAGCUGCGUACAUACCGCCACAAGCAAACACCAAGGCGGGACUCAGCGAACUGUACAAGAUCACAGGCCAGCAAGAACCUUUUCACCCGGUAGCAGUCUUUAUUGUUGCGGGUGACUUUGACCAAGCACGUCUAAAACUAAUUUCCCCAAAAUAUCACCAACAUGUAUCCUGCCCCACAAGAGGAUCCAGCGUGCUUGACCGUGUAUACACGAACAUCCGUGACGUGUACAAAGCCAUCCCCCGCCCCCACUUCGGCCAAUCAGAUCAUGUCUCUCUGUUCCUACUCCUCGCCUACAAGCAGCGACUCAAGAGGGAGCCAGUGAGGUGCUGGACAGAGGAGGCAGACCCAAUGCUGCAGGAUUGUUUUGAGAAUACACUACAUGACUAAAAGUAUUUCAAUCAGUAUGUGGACAUCUGCUCGUCGAACAUCUCAUUCCAAAAUCAUGGGCAUUAAUAUGGAGUUAGUACCCCGCUUUGCUGCUAUAAGUCUCCACUCUUCUGGGAAGGCUUUCCACUAGAUGUUGGAACAUUGCUCCGGGGCUUCCAUUCAGCCACAAGUGAGGUCGGUCACUGAUGUUGGGCUAUUAUGCCUGUCUCGCAGUCGGCGUUCCAAUUCAUCCCAAAGGUGUUGAUGGGGUUGAGGUCAGGGUUUUGUGCAGGCCAGUCAAGUUCUUCCACACCGAUCUCGACAAACCAUUUCUGUAUGGACCUCGCUUUGUGCACAGGGGCGUUGUGCACGAGGGCCUUCCCCAAACUGUUGCCACAAAGUUGGACGCACAGAAUCAUCUAGAAUGUCAUUGUAUGCUGUAUAUAUUUCCACUUCACAAUAACAGCACUUACAGUUGACCGGGACAGCUCUAGCAGGGCCAAAAGUUUACGAACUGACUUGUUGGAAAGGUGCCGUCUUAUGACGGUGCCACGUUGAAAGUCACUGAGCUCUUCAGUAAGGCCAUUCUACUGCCAAUGUUUGUCUAUGACAUGGCUGUCAAUUUUAGAAACCUGUCAGCAACUGGUGUGGCUGAAAUAGCCGAAUCAACUAAUUUGAAGGGGUGUCCACAUACAUCCAUCAACAUUGAGGAAUAUGCAUUAGGAACACAGGCUUCAUUAGGAAAUGUGUUGAUGUUAUACCCACAAUAACAAUCCGGACAUACCCCCAACCAAAAACCCUGGAGGAACGGAGAUAUGCGUACACUGCUGAGCGCCCGUACUGCAACAUUCAAUGUCAGCAGAACAAACCCAGACGACUCGGUGGCGUGUGACUCGUACAAGGCAAGCAGUGACGAGCUCUGCAAAUCCAUUAGGGACUCAAAAAGACAAUACAGAGCCAGACUAUACCAAGCCAUCCAGGAAGACUCUCGCUGCUCCGCACGACCAGGUGCUUUUGCUCUCCAAGGCCGACAUGAGAAACUCUCAAAAUAAUGAAUACUCACAAAGCCGCCGGCCCAGAUGGCAUCCCUGGCCAAUGUGUGCUGACCAGAUGGCAGGCAUCUUCAACCUGUCACUGUCCCAGGCUGUAGUGCCCACCUGCUUUAAGGAGACCACCUUCCCAGUGCCCAAGAAAAACAAGGUGACAUGCCCGUCGCGCUCACCUCGGUAAUCAUGAAGCGCUUCGAGAGGCUAGUCAUGGCCCACAUCAAGGCCAGCAUGCCAGGCACGCUGGACCCACUCCAAUUUGCCUAACCCUCCAACAGAUCCACGGAAGAUGGUAUUUACACGGCCAUAACACAUUUGGACAAGAGGAACACCUAUGUGAGCAUGCUGUUCAUUGACUACAGUUCAGCAUUCAACACUAUUGUUCCCUCCAAGCUCAACACCAAGCUCAGAGCCCUGGGUCUGGACACCACCCUCUGCAACUAGAUCCUGGAAUUCCUGACAGGCAGACCACAGGCUGUGAGAUUCGGCAACAACACCUCCUUCACACUGACUCUUAAAACAGGGCCCCCCCAGGGUUGUGUCCUCAGUCCUUUGCUGUACUCCCUGUUCACCCACGACUGCGUGGAUUUGCACGACACCAACUCAAUCAUCAAGUUUGCUGACGACACCAUAGUUGUAGGCCUGAUCACCAGAAACGACAAGUCCACCUAUAGGGAGGAGGUAAGUGAGCUUGCAUUGUGGUGUCAUGACAACAACCUCUCCCUCAAUGUCAGCAAAAUAAAGGAGUUGAUUGUUGACUUCAGGAAGCAGAGGGAACAUGCCCUGAUCCACAUCAACGGGACUGCAGUAGAGUCAUAAAUGUAAGUUCCUUGGCGUCCACAUCACUGAGAACUUGUCAUGGACCAACAACACCACCACUCUUGUCAAGAGGGGGCAACAGCGUCUCUACUUUCUAAGGCGGCUGAAGAAAUUCGGCAUGCCGCCCCGGGUGCUCUCCAAAUACUACCGUGGCACAAUUUAACGUAGUGACAGGUUGCACCACGGCCUGGUACGGGAAUUGUUCCCUUCCACGACCGCAAGGUCCUCCAGCGGGUGGUGAAGACAGCCCAGUACAUCACUGGGACCGUGCUCCCACUCAUCCAGAUCAUCUACUCAAAACUGGGCAUGAGGAAGGCACUCGGCGUCAAGGACCUCACACACCCCAGCCACGAGCUGUUCUCUCCCUUACUGUCAGGUAAACUGUAUCGGCGCAGGAGGUCUGGUCCAAACUGGCUUAGAGACAAUUUCUAUCUACAAGCCAUCAGACUGCUGAACACUUGAACUGGACUAACCAUCUGCUCUGAUUAUCCGCAACUUAUCACACAUGCACUCACUUAUGUACACACACAUAUAUAUAUUACACCAAACAUUAGGAACAUCUUCCUAAUAUUGAGUUGCAUCUACUACCAUACUCCGUUAAAAGGCACUUCAAUCUUUUGUCUUCCCCAUUCACCUUCUGAAUGGCACACAUACACAAUCCAUGUCUCCGUUGUAUCAAGGCUUUAAAAUUAUUCAUUAACCUGUUUCCUCCCCUUAAUUUACAUUGAUUCAGGUGGAUUUAAUAAGUGACAUCAUUAAGGGAUCAUAGCUUUCACCUGGUCAGUCUGUCAUGGAAAGAGCAGGUGUUCUUAAUGUUUUGUAUACUCCGUUCAUGCCGUUCAUAUUCAUGCUACACACAUCACAACUGUUGCUACCAGGCUCUUAUUAUACUGCUCAAUUUACAGUGAGGGGAAAAAAGUAUUUGAUCCCCUGCUGAUUUUGUACGUUUGCCCACUGACAAAGAAAUGAUCAGUCUAUAAUUUUAAUGGUAGGUUUAUUUGAUCAGUGAGAGACAGAAUAAAAACAAAACAAAUCCAGAAAAACGCAUGUCAAAAAUGUUAUACAUUGAUUUGCAUUUUAAUGAGGGAAAUAAGUAUUUGACCCCCUCUCAAUCAGAAAGAUUUCUGGCUCCCAGGUGUCUUUUUUUAUACAGGUAACAAGCUGAGAUUAGGAACACACUCUUAAAGGGAGUGCUCCUAAUCUCAGCUUGUUACCUGUUUAAAAGACACCUGUCCACAGAAGCAAUCAAUCAAUCAGAUUCCAAACUCUCCACCAUGGCCAAGACCAAAGAGCUCUCCAAGGAUGUCAGGGACAAGAUUGUAGACCUACACAAGGUUAGAAUGGGCUACAAGACCAUCACCAGCAGCUUGGUGAGAAGGUGACAACAGAAAGAAGAAACACAAAAUAACUGUCAAUCUCCCUCGGCCUGGGGCUCCAUGCAAGCUCUCACCUCGUGGAGUUGCAAUGAUCAUGAGAACUGUGAGGAAUCAGCCCAGAACUACACGGGAGGAUCUUGUCAAUGAUCUCAAGGCAGCUGGGACCAUAGUCGCCAAGAAAACAAUUGGUAACACACUACGCCGUGAAGGACUGAAAUCCUGCAGUGCCCGCAAGGUCCCCCUACUCAAGAAAGCACAUAUACAGGCCCGUCUGAAGUUUGCCAAUGAACAUCUGAAUGAUUCAGAGGAGAACUGGGUGAAAGUGUUGUGGUCAGAUGAGACCAAAAUGGAGCUAUUUGGCAUCAACUCAUCUCGCAGUGUUUGGAGGAGGAGGAAUGCUGCCUUUGACCCCAAGAACACCAUUCCCACCGUCAAACAUGGAAGUGGAAACAUUAUGCUUUGGGGGUGUUUUUCUGCUAAGGGGACAGGACAACUUCACCACAUCAAAGGGACGAUGGACGGGGCCAUGUACCGUCAAAUCUUGGGUGAGAACCUCCUUCCCUCAGCCAGGGUUGUGGAUGGGUAUUCCAGCAUGACAAUGACCCAAAACACACAGCCAAGGCAACAAAGGAGUGGCUCAAGAAGAAGCACAUUAAGGUCCUGGAGUGGCCUAGCCAGUCUCCAGACCUUAAUCCCAUAGAAAAUCUGUGGAGGGAGCUGAAGGUUCGAGUUGCCAAACGUCAGCCUCGAAACCUCAAUGACUUGGAGAAGGUCUGCAAAGAGGAGUGGGACAAAAUCCCUCCUGAGAUGUGUGCAAACCUGGUGGCCAACUACAAGAAACGUCUGACCUCUGUGAUUGCCAACAAGGGUUUUGCCACCAAGUACUAGGUCAUGUUUUGCAGAGGGGUCAAAUACUUAUUUCCCUCAUUAAAAUGCAAAUCAAUUUAUAACAUUUUUGACAUGCGUUUUUCUGGAUUUUUUUGUUGUUAUUCUGUCUCUCACUGUUCAAAUAAACCUACCAUUAAAAUUAUAGACUGAUCAUGUCUUUGUCAGUGGGCAAACGUACAAAAUCAGCAGGGGAUCAAAUACUUUUUUCCCUCACUGUAUAUACUUGCCCUCAUCCCCCUCUUCCCCAAUACACGUGUAAAUAUUUGACUAUAAACUGUGCCUUUCUGUAUUAUACAUAUGCCAUUUACUUUCUGUUCAUACUCUUAUCAUUUACUGUUUCAUUGGACGAUGUAUAACAUAUGACUAAUAAACGUGAACCCAUAAUAUUUGGAGCGUGCUAACAUGGGUCCUACCAUACCCAUUGUUUUUGCACUAAACCAUGCUGUAGCCAAGUAUAAAUAACCUGAAAUCUGUGCUGAUUCUUUUGCUCCAUAGAAUACUUAUUUGGUAUCCAUAAGAUAGGUAAUGUGUGUGUGUGUGUGUGUGUGACGGAACUACCAUUAUAAAUAUGACACAACCACGAUGAUCAAGUUUCUGUCUCUGUGUAUCUGUCUGUGUCAAGUCAGCCUGAACUGUCUCAUUGUGGCCGAAAUAGGAUCUGGGGAAUGCCUUUGGAUGUUUGGCUUAUCAUUUCAGCAAGCUACAUAAAAGUGAUUCCUGAGUGUAGCAGCUAGACCACUUGCAACAUUUUAACCCAAGGGUUACACAGAGAGCAUGACAAACCCCUUUACUGUCUAUUUUGCUAAGACAUGAGACAUGUGUUUCUUUAUAACCUGCUAUACUUUGUUAUAGGUCUUAUAUCUUCACUGACAUAAGGACAAAAACGUUUUUGCAGCUACUGAACAGUUCAUAACCUUGAAGGCUUUGUUUGAAUGCAGGAAGUUAAGAAGCCUGGAAUAAUGAAAUGUAUUGAAAGUCUCUGAUUCAAAUUCUUGGUAAAAAUAUUUCUAGCCUUUUUUUUUUUUUUUUUUUUUUUUUUUAAACCAUGGUCCUUGGGAUACACAGUGGGCAAGCAUUUUGUUCCUGCCCAGCAGUAACACUUUCAUUUCAAUGGAUCAAGCCCUUGGUUAAUUGAAUCCGGUGUGUUCAUACUGGGUUGGAACAAAAGCCGGAUUGAAUAAAACUGCUCUAAUUAAGUGAUGGCCAAUAAAUCUUCCCCUUGCGAGGACCGGUGUGGAUGCAUGCCUUUGUUCCAGCCAAGCAGUUACUAUUCUACUAAUCACCUAAUCAUAAUCAUCAAUCAAAACUUUGGUUACUUGAAUUAGAUGUGAUGCCGCUUGGCUAGAACAGAAGUCUGCACACACACCGGCCCUCACAGGGUAAGACUGUCCUGUCCACCCCAGCUCUAAGUGGAUCAGUUAUUUCAGUGGCACAUACUGUACACCUGGGUCCUAUUCAGUAGGGUGCACUGUAGCAAAACGGAAAACAAAAAUGUGCAAUUUGCAUUUCAAAACAUUCAUAAGACCCAACUUCUUAACGAUGCCUCACUGUCGUCACAGGGUGACGGUUACGUCAGGCGGUCCAUUCUGAACAACAGCGACGAACACAUGACUUACUACUACAGUGACGCGCGGACCAUGUACGAGGUCUUCCUCCGAGGCUUGCGGGUGUCCAGUGAGUACUCUUCCACAAACAAAUCAACAAACAAACACUGUUUUUUGGGGGGGUAUAUUUUGUUUUGUAUCAGGCAUGCAGCAACAGACAAGUCAUACUCUUAAUAGUAAGCAACUGUAUUAGUAAAUCUAUAUUUUGAUCAUUUGAAUAAUAUACAGUUGAGAUAUCUAUCUACAGUUGAAGUCGGAAGUUUACAAACACUUAGGUUGGAGUCAUUAAAACUUGUGUUUCAACCACUCCACAAAUUUCUUUUUAACAAACUAUAGUUUUGGCAAGUCGGUUAGGACAUCCACUUUAUGCAUGACACAAGUAAUUUUUCCAACAAUUGUUUACAGACAGAUUAUUUCACUUAUAAUUCACUGUAUCACAAUUCCAGUGGGUUAGAAGUUUACAUACACUAAGUUGACUGUGCCUUUUAAACAGCUUGGAAAUUUCCAGAAAAUGAUGUCAUGACAGAAGUUUCUGAUAGGCUAAUUGACAUCAUUUGAGUCAAUUGGAGGUGUACCUUCAAACUCAGUGCAUCUUUGCUUGACAUCAUGGGAAAAUCUAAAGAAAUCAGCCAAGACCUCAGAAAAACAAUUGUAGACCUCCACAAGUCUGGUUCAUCCUUGGGAGCAAUUUCCAAAUGCCUGAAGGUACCACGUUCAUCUGUACAAACAAUAGUACGGAAGUAUAAACACCAUGGGACCACACAGCCGUCAUACCGCUAAGGAAGGAGACGCGUUCUGUCUCCUAGAGAUGAACGUACUUUGGUGCGAAAAGUGCAAAUCAAUCCCAGAACAACAGCAAAGGACCUUGUGAAGAUGCUGGAGGAAACAGGUACAAAAGUAUCUAUAUCCACAGUAAAACAAGUCCUAUAUUGACAUAACCUGAAAGGCAGCUCAGCAAGGAAGAAGCCACUGCUCCAAAACCGCCAUAAAAAAGCCAGACUACAGUUUGCAACUGCACAUGGGGACAAAGAUCGUACUUUUUGGAGAAAUGUCCUCUGGUUUGAUGAAACAAAAAUAUAACUGUUUGGCCAUAAUAGCCAUCGUUAUGUUUGGAGGAAAAAGGGGAUGCUUGCAAGCUGAAGAACACCAUCCCAACCGUGAAGCCCCGGGGGUGGCAGCAUCAUGCUGUGGGGGUGCUUUGCUGCAGGAGGGACUGGUGCACUUCACAAAAUAGAUGGCAUCAUGAGGAAGGAAAAUUAUGGGAUGUAUUGAAGCAACAUCUCAAGACAUCAGUCAGGAAGUUAAAGCUUGGUCGCAAAUGGGUUUUCCAAAUGGACAAUGACCCCAAGCAUACUUCCAAAAGUUGUGGCAAAAUGACUUAAGGACAACAAAGUCAAGGUAUUGGAGUGGCCAUCACAAAGCCCUGACCUCAAUCCUAUAGAACAUUUGUGGGCAGAACUGAAAAAGCGUGUGCGAGCAAGGAGGCCUACAAACCUGACUCAGUUACACCAGCUCUGUCAGGAGGAAUGGGCCAAAAUUCACCCAACUUAUUGUUGGAAGCUUGUGGAAGGCUACCCAAAACGUUUGACCCAAGUUAAACAAUUUAAAGGCAAUGCUACCAAAUACUAAUUGAGUGUAUGUAAACCUCUGACCCACUGGGAAUGUGAUGAAAGAAAUAAAAGCUGAAAUAAAUCAUUCUCUACUAUUAUUCUGACAUUUAAAAUAAAGUGAUGAUCCUAACUGACCUAAGACAGGGAAUUUUUACUAGGAUUCAAAUUCAGGAAUUGUGAAAAGCUGAGUUUAAAUGUAUUUGGCUAAGGUGUAUGUAAACUUCCGACUUCAACUAUAUAUAUAUAUAUAUAUAUACAUACAGUGGGGAAAAAAAGUAUUUAGUCAGCCAACAAUUGUGCAUGUUCUCCCACUUAAAAAGAUGAGAGGCCUGUAAUUUUCAUCAUAGGUACACGUCAACUAUGACAGACAAAAUGAUUUUAAAAAAUCCAGAAAAUCACAUUGUAGGAUUUUUAAUGAAUUUAUUUGCAAAUUAUGGUGGAAAAUAAGUAUUUGGUCAAUAACAAAAGUUUCUCAAUACUUUGUUAUAUACCCUUUGUUGGCUAUGACACAGGUCAAACGUUUUCUAUAAGUCUUCACAAGGUUUUCAAACACUGUUGCUGGUAUUUUGGCCCAUUCCUCCAUGCAGGUCUCCUCUAGAGCAGUGAUGUUUUGGGGCUGUCGCUGGGCAACACGGACUUUCAACUCCCUCCAAAGAUUUUCUAUGGGGUUGAGAUCUGGAGACUGGCUAGGCCACUCCAGGACCUUGAAAUGCUUCUUACGAAGCCACUCCUUCGUUGCCCGGGCAGUGUGUUUGGGAUCAUUGUCAUGCUGAAAGACCCAGCCACGUUUCAUCUUCAAUGCCCUUGCUGAUGGAAGGAGGUUUUCACUCAAAAUCUCACGAUACAUGGCCCCAUUCAUUCUUUCCUUUACACGGAUCAGUCGUCCUGGUCCCUUUGCAGAAAAACAGCCCCAAAGCAUGAUGUUUCCCCCCAUGCUUCACAGUAGGUAUGAUGUUGUUUGGAUGCAACUCAGCAUUCUUUGUCCUCCAAACACGACGAGUUGAGUUUUUACAAAAGUUCUAUUUUGGUUUCAUCUGACCAUAUGACAUUCUCCAAUCUCCCCUUUUGCUAAAGUUAGUCAGGCGGUCCAUUCUGAACAACAGCGACGAACACAUACUUACUAUACAGUGACGCGCGGACCAUGUACGAGGUCUUCCUCGAGGCUUGCGGGUGUCCAGUGAGUACUCUUCCACAAACAAAUCAACAAACAACACUGUUUUUUGGGGGGGUAUAUUUUGUUUGUAUCAGCAUGCAGCAACAGACAGUAUACUCUUAAUAGUAAGCAACUGUAUUAGUAAAUCUAUAUUUUGAUCAUUUGAAUAAUAUACAGUUGAGUAUCUAUCUACAGUUGAAGUCGGAAGUUUACAAAACUUAGGUUGGUCAUUAAAACUUGUGUUCAACCAUUUACACAAUUUCUUUUUAACAAACUAUAGUUUUGGCAAGUCGGUUAGGACAUCUACUUUAUGCAUGACACAAGUAAUUUUUCCAACAAUUGUUUACAGACAGAUUAUUUCACUUAUAAUUCACUGUAUCACAAUUCCAGUGGGUUAGAAGUUUACAUACACUAAGUUGACUGUGCCUUUUAAACAGCUUGGAAAAUUCCAGAAAUGAUGUCAUUUUUUUUUUUUUUUUUUCAUGACAUUAGAAGUUUUCGAUAGGCUAAUUGACAUCAUUUGAGUCAAUUGGAGGUGUACCUUCAAACUCAGUGCAUCUUUGCUUGACAUCAUGGGAAAAUCAAAAGAAAUCAGCCAAGACCUCAGAAAAAUUAUUGUAGACCUCCACAAGUCUGGUUCAUCCUUGGGAGCAAUUUCCAAAUGCCUGAAGGUACCACGUUCAUCUGUACAAACAAUAGUACGGAAGUAUAAACACCAUGGGACCACACAGCCGUCAUACCGCUCAGGAAGGAGACGCGUUCUGUCUCCUAGAGAUGAACGUACUUUGGUGCGAAAAGUGCAAAUCAAUCCCAGAACAACAGCAAAGGACCUUGUGAAGAUGCUGGAGGAAACAGGUACAAAAGUAUCUAUAUCCACAGUAAAACGAGUUCUAUAUUGACAUAACCUGAAAGGCAGCUCAGCAAGGAAGAAGCCACUGCUCCAAAACCGCCAUAAAAAAGCCAGACUACAGUUUGCAACUGCACAUGGGGACAAAGAUGGUACUUUUUGGAGAAAUGUCCUCUGGUUUGAUGAAACAAAAAUAUAACUGUUUGGCCAUAAUAGCCAUCGUUAUGUUUGGAGGAAAAAGGGGAUGCUUGCAAGCUGAAGAACACCAUCCCAACCGUGAAGCCCCAGGGGUGGCAGCAUCAUGCUGUGGGGGUGCUUUGCUGCAGGAGGGACUGGUGCACUUCACAAAAUAGAUGGCAUCAUGAGGAAGGAAAAUUAUGGGAUGUAUUGAAGCAACAUCUCAAGACAUCAGUCAGGAAGUUAAAGCUUGGUCGCAAAUGGGUUUUCCAAAUGGACAAUGACCCCAAGCAUACUUCCAAAGUUGUGGCAAAAUGGCUUAAGGACAACAAAGUCAAGGUAUUGGAGUGGCCAUCACAAAGCCCUGACCUCAAUCAUAUAUAUCAUUUGUGGGCAGAACUGAAAAAGCAUGUGCGAGCAAGGAGGCCUACAAACCUGACUCAGUUACACCAGCUCUGUCAGGAGGAAUGUGCCAAAAUUCACCCAACUUAUUGUUGGAAGCUUGUGGAAGGCUACCCAAAACGUUUGACCCAAGUUAAACAAUUUAAAGGCAAUGCUACCAAAUACUAAUUGAGUGUAUGUAAACCUCUGACCCACUGGGAAUGUGAUGAAAUAAAUCAUUCUCUACUAUUAUUCUGACAUUUAAAAUAAAGUGGUGAUCCUAACUGACCUAAGACAGGGAAUUUUUACUAUAUAUAUAUAUAUAUAUUGCAAAAACCAGGCAAGGGAACCACAACACAUCUAUUUGAUAAUAACAUGCCUAAUUUGAUUGAAAUCACCACUUGCCAUAUUAUACAGUUGUUAUCAUACCCUAAAUUCCUAUAGGUAGAGUUUCAGGCUUUCUUACAACUUUUUCAUGAAAGUUGUUCUACUAAAAAUGUUUGUCUGCAUCAUGCUAUUCUUUUCAGCAGCACCCUCUAUUUGCAUAUAGUAAUUAUUCUCUGGAAGAUAUGUCGGCAGAGUUGCACCAAUGGUUGAUACCAGAACUGGGUUCAAAUACUAUUUGAAGUCUUUCAAAUACUUUUAGCCUUUGCUUUUGUCUGCCUGGAGUGCCAGAUGGAAGGAUUUGCACGUGUGCAUUCUAUUGGUUUCAUUGUACCAGGCAAGCUCAAUCAAGCACAGACAACGUAUUUGAAAUGAUUUCAAAUAGUAUUUUAACCCUGGUCUGGUUGUAACUGACUUGUGGUUUAUUGUCAAAUCAAAUCAACGUGUAUUGGUCGAGUACACAGAUUUGCACAUGUUAUUGCAGGUGCAUCAAAAUGCUUAUGUUUUGAGCACCAACAGUGGAGUAAUAUCUUACAAUACACACAAUUCUAAACUUUUGUAUUAAGUUGUGAGAAGAAUAUCAUAUAAGGACCAUGGUUUUCCAUCAAUAAGCAUGUAGUGAACCGCAGUGAGUUUGUUGUCGUCACCAAGGCACGGCCUUUUACUUUCCAGAUGAUGGGCCCUGUCUAGGAUCGAGAAAACCCAACCAGCCUUACGAGUGGCUGUCAUACCGAGAGGUGAGCUAUACUGCCAAUUAUUUUAUAAUUUUUUGUGAGAUGAAAAAGUAGUUCCAGUUGGUUUCUCUAAGGGCAACGGACUUUAGACAUUUUACAGCCUAGUUUGGUAAUUAGUUAGUUCUUCAGUCACAGUCAAUUUUAACAAUUAACAAAGGGACUGCAUGUCCCAAUUAACUGAAUAGGAUAUAUAGACAAUUAACAAAUGAGAGAUUUUCCCAGUGCCCAUUUUUUUAUAUAGAUGUUUUGUUUAUUUUUUUGAAAUCCAUAUCAAUGAGUUUCCUCAAACCGGUAUGGUUCAUAUGAUUGUUCAAAUGGGAAAAGCAAAGCAUCUUUGCUGUUUGUUUUGUGAAGGUGGCAGACAAAGCUGAGUGCAUUGGCUCGGCUCUUCUCCAGAGAGGGCACUCCCCGACUGGAGACAAGCAUAUCGGCAUCUUUGCCCAGAACAGGUCAGAGGUAAGAGGAAUGAGCAGGAACAAUUCUUCUUUCCCUCCAUCUUUCUUGCACACUCUCUUGUUUUCAAUUGUGCACACAUCACCUUUUACAUAUUCACUGGCUGAGUCUGAAUACCUGUACUUGCGUUCUAAAUAGUAUGCUUUUUGGUAAUGCGAAAAUAGAAAGUUUCAUAGUAUAUAAUAUUUCAAAUGUAGCAUGCUUUAAAUUCCAGGAUGUCAUAUUUAUUUCGGCUUCUCAUCUACAGUUGAAGUCGGAAGUUUACAUACACUUAGGUUGGAGUCAUUAAAACUCGUUUUUCAACAACUCCACAAAUUUCUUGUUAAAAAACUAUAAUUUUGGCAAGUCGAUUAGGACAUGUACUUUGCAUGACACAAGUAAUUUUUCCAACAAUAGUAUACAGACAGAUUAUUUCACUAAUAAUUCACUGUAUCACAACUCCAGUGGGUUAGAAGUUUACAUACACUAAGUUGACUGCCUUUUUAAACAGCUUGGAAAAUUCCAGAAAAUGAUGUCAUGGCUUUAGAAGCUUCUGAUAGGCUAAUUGCCAUAAUUUGAGUCAAUUGGAGGUGUACCUGUAGAUGUAUUUCAAGGCCUACCUUCAAACUCAGUGCCUCUUUUCUUGACAUCAUGGCAAAAUCUAAAGAAAGCAGCCAAGACCUCAGAAAAAUUAUUGUAGACCUCCACAAGUCUGGUUCAUCCUUGGGAGCAAUUUACAAAAGCCUGAAGGUACCACGUUCAUCUGUACAAACAAUAGUACGGAAGUAUAAACACCAUGGGACCACGCAGCAGUCAUACCGCUCAGGAAGGAGACAAAUGUACUUUGGUGCAAAAAGUGCAAAUCAAUCCCAGAACAACAGCAAAGGACAUUGUGAAGAUGCUGGAGGAAACAGGUACAAAAGUAUCUAUAUCCACAGUAAAACAAGUCCUUUAUCGACAUAACCUGAAAAGCCGCUCAGCAAGGAAGAAGCCACUGCUCCAAAACAGCCAUAAAAAAGCUAGACUACGGUUUGCAACUGCACAUGGGGACAAAGAUUAUACUUUUUGGAGAAAUGUCCUCUGGUCUGAUGAAACUGUUUGGCCAUAAUGACCAUCGUUAUGUUUGGAAAAAAAGGGGGUUGCUUGCAAGCCGAUGAACACCAUCCCAACCGUGAAGCACGGGGGUGGCGGCAUCAUGCUGUGGGGGUGCUUUGCUGCAGGAGAGACUGGUGCACUUCACAUAAUAGAUGGCAUCAUGAGGAAGGAAAAUUGUGUGGAUAUAUUGAAGCAACAUCUCAGACAUCAGUCAGGAAGUUAAAGCUUGGUCGCAAGUGGGUCUUCCAAAUGGACAAUGACCCCAAGCAUACUUCCAAAGUUGUGGCAAAAUGGCUUAAGGACAACAAAGUCAAGGUAUUUUAGUGGCCAUCACAAAGCCCUGACCUCAAUCCUAUAGAACAUUUGUGGGCAGAACUGAAAAAGCAUGUGCGAGCAAGGAGGCCUACAAACCUGACUCAGUUACACCAGCUCUGUCAGGAGGAAUGUGCCAAAAUUCACCCAACUUAUUGUGGGAAGCUUGUGGAAGGCUACCUGAAACGUUUGACCCAAGUUAAACAAUUUAAAGGCAAUGCUACCAAAUACUAAUUGAGUGUAUGUAAACUUCUGACCCACUGGGAAUGUGAUGAAAGGAAUAAAAGCUGAAAUAAAUCAUUCUCUUUACAAUUACUGCCACGCCUUGAUCGAGAGAACUCUUGUUGGUUGGGUCAGGGUGUGAGUUUUCUGUUUAGUUUCUAUGUUUAGGAUCUAGAAUUGUAUUUCUAGGUUUGGCUGGGUGUGAUUCCCAAUCAGAGGCAGCUGUCGCUCGUCUCUGAUUGGGGAUCAUACUUAAGUAGCCUGUUUGCAAUCCUUAGUUGUGGGAUCUUGUUCCGUGUAUAGGCUGGUUUUGUGUAUAGCCUUGGACUUCACGUUACGUUGGUUUGUUGUUUUGUCAGUGUGUAUUCAGUUAAUUAACAUGUUCGCAUACCACGCUGCACCUUGGAUCGUCUCUCAACGAUCGUGACAAUUAUUCUGACAUUUCACAUUCUUAACAUAAAAUGGUGAUCCUAACUGACCUAAGACAGGGAAUUUUUAAAAGGAUUAAAUGUCAGGAAUUGUGAAAAACUGAGUUUAAAUGUAUUUGACUAAGGUGUAUGUAGACUUCCGACUUCAACUGUAGUGUGUUUGACAACAGCUGAUAGUCAGAUAAGGUGACGGGCUGUAUCAAAAUUAACAAAUGGCAGGGAACAACCCAACUUGGCAUUAGAUGACACCUCAGUAUGGAUGAGCCUGGUAUGUUGAUUUGUUGCUUACUGGAUACAUAUUUACUAAACAGUUGAUAAUAAAUAGUAUGAGGGAUGGUUUGUACAUAGUACAGUCGUGGUCAAAAGUUUUGAAAAUGACACAAAUAUGAAUUUUCACAAAGUCUGCUGCCUCAGUUAUUAUGAUGGCAAUUUCCAUAUACACCAGAAUGUUAUGAAGAGUGAUCAGAUGAAUUGAAAUUAAUUGAAAAGUCCCUCUUUGCCAUGAAAAUGAACUGAAUCAACAACGAAAAACAUUUCCACUGCAUAUCAGCCCUGCCACAAAAGGACCAGCUGACAUCAUGUCAGUGAUUCUCUUGUUAACACAGGUGAGAGUGUUGACAAGGACAAGGCUGGAUAUCACUCUGUUAUUCUAACUCAAUCAGCAUGACAGACUGGAAGCUUUAAAAGGAGGGUGGUGCUUGAAAUCAUUGUUCUUCCUCUGUUAACCAUGGUUACCUGCAAGGAAACACCUGCCGUCAUCAUUGCUUUGCACAAAAAGGGCUUCACAGGCAAGGAUAUUGCUGCUAGUAAGAUUGCACCUAAAUCAACCAUUUUAUCGGAUCAUCAAGAACUUCAAGGAGAGAGGUUCAAUUGUUGUGAAGAAGGCUUCAGGGCGCCCAAGAAAGUCCAGCAAGCGCCAGGACCGUCUCCUAAAGUUGAUUCAGCUGCGGGAUUGGGGCACCACCAGUGCAGAGCUUGCUCAGGAAUGGCAGCAGGCAGGUGUGAGUGCAUCUGCACGCACAGUGGGCAAAGACUUUUGGAGGAUGGCCUGGUGUCAAGAAGGGCAGCAAAGAAGCCACUUCUCUCCAGGAAAAACAUCAGGGACAGACUGAUAUUCUGCAAAGGUACAGGGAUUGGACUGCUGAGGACUGGGGUAAAGUCAUUUUCUCUGAUUAAUCCCCUUUCCGAUUGUUUGGGCCAUCCGGAAAAAAGCUUGUCCGGAGAAGACAAGGUGAGCGCUACCAUCAGUCCUGUGACAUGCCAACAGUAAAGCAUCCUGAGACCAUUCAUGUGUGGGGUUGCUUCUCAGCCAAGGGAGUGGGCUCACUCACAAUUUUGCCUAAGAACACAGCCAUGAAUAAAGAAUGGUACCAACACAUCCUCCGAGAGCAACUUCUCCCAACCAUCCAAGAACAGUUUGGUGACGAACAAUGCCUUUUCUAGCAUGAUGGAGCGCCUUGCCAUAAGACAAAAAUGAUAACUAAGUGGCUCGGGGAACAAAACAUUGACAUUUUGGGUCCAUGGCCAGGAAACUCCCCAGACCUUAAUCCCAUUGAGAACUUGUGGUCAAUCCUCAAGAGGUGGGUGGACAAACAAAAACCCACAAUUCUGACAAACUCCAAGCAUUGAUUAUGCAAGAAUGGGAUGCCAUCAGUCAGGAUGUGGCCCAGAAGUUAAUUGACAGCAUGCCAGGGCGGAUUGCAGAGGUCUUGAAAAAGAAGGGUCAACACUGCCAAUAUUGACUCUUUGCAUAAACUUAAUGUAAUUGUCAAUAAAAGUAUUUGACACUUAUGGAAUGCUUGUAAUUAUACUUCAGUAUACCAUAGUAACAUCUGACAAAAGUAUCUAAAAACACUGAAGCAGCAAACUUUGAAGACCAAUACUUGUGUCAUUCUCAAAACAUUUGACCACGACUGUAUAUACUUUUAGCGAGAACGAUUUCGGACACGGCGUCAAAGCUUCAUCAAAUUUUACCCCUGUACUGAUGUUAUCCAUGUCCUCUCCUACAGUGGACCAUUUCAGAGCUGGCCUGUUACACGUACUCCCUGGUGUGUGUCCCACUGUAUGACACGCUAGGCCUCGAGGCCAUUGAAUACAUCGUCGACCAAGGUAUGUCACAGGGCAACCACAAACACCAUCUGGUACAAGGUCACACUAGUGUGGCCUGAUAUCCAAAAUCGACCCCUAGACUUUGAUAUAGAAAUAUAAUUUCUAGAACAGGAAAGACCCCUUGGACUAUGGCAAUUUGACUCAUGGGUACUGCACUCAAGAUUCUAUAUUGAGGCAGUUAUUUAGAGCUGAAUGGGUUGGAUAGAUGCAAGUAAUAUGGUAGAAGUUCCACUUCAGAAACCAAGGUGGAGCUAUUACCAUAGAUCAUAUACCUAUUGAAUCCUUACAGAUCUACAUGAUGUGCUACAGUAGCUACGUUCAUCACUGGCUAACGUGUCUGUCUUGGCUUCCUCACCAGCUGUAGAAUGAACUAGUAUCAACCAGCAGACAAGGCGGCCCUUAAAGAUUUGUUUAUGAUAUAGAAGUUAUCAUUUGAACAUACUUUACAGUUUGUCAUAUAAACCUGUUAUGAAGCAUUAUGAUUCACUGAAAUCUUACCAUAACAUUGAAAACGUAAAGGAAAUGUAAUCUGCAUAAACUGUCAUUAGAUGACAAGUCAUGGUUAUGUCACUGUUGUAGGCAUUAUACAAUAACAUUCAAUUAUUGUGUAACUCAAUUUCUCAGGAAAAAAGACUGGACUGUACCUCGCACCAUUACGACCAUCACGGAACAUUAAAAAAAGUUGACCCCCCAAAAAAAGGACAAAUAAAUAAUCCAGUGCCAUCCCAUGUUUUCAGCCGCCAUCUCUACGGUGAUCUGCGACUUGGCGGACAAGGCGCGGCUCAUCCUGGACUGUGUGAGCGGCAAGGAGCACACAUUGAAGACCAUCGUGCUCAUGGAGGCCUUCGACGAGGAGCUGGUGACCCGUGGGCAGCAGAGCGGCAUCGAGAUCCUCAGCCUGAAGGAUGUGGAGGUAGGCUCUAAAAUGUAAUGUACUUCUAUGUUUACAGUAGUCUCGUUUAGCAAAGGCUCUUAUCCAGAGGCUCAUUGAGAAAACCAGCAUGUUCGAGCAGGGUGAGGCACAGAAUUGGUCAUUUUGAUCUAUUUUCUCUAGAUUUAUGCAUAUCCCAGCUAUGUUUUCUUAUGUUAGUGAGCUAAUGUUUCAAUGCGGGAAAAAUUAAACUGAAUUAUGUGCCAUUUUGUGUCUCAUGUUUUCUUUACGAUUUCUUUGUCACCCUCAGGCUGUUGGCAAGACCCACCACCAGCAGCCAUUGGUGAGUAGGACUGUACAAAUCCAUAUUGUGAUUAAUUCAAACAGUGGUGAUUUAAUGAAUCCCAAAGAAACUGUGAUUUUACUAUGUUAUUUGUUUGAAUAUCUGGUAUGUCUGUACUGUUAAAAUAACUAGCUACUAGUUCGCUCUUAAAUAUAUUUUUGGUCUGCUGUAGCCCCCAUCACCGGAGGACCUGGCACUCAUCUGCUUCACCAGUGGAACCACAGGUGUGUGUGUGUGUGCAUUAAUUCUGCUUUUGUGUCAUUACUCUGUAUUUCACAAUUUGCAUAUCCCACGUUAAUCAAUCAAUCAAUCAAUCAAUCAAUCAAAUGUAUUUUAUGAAGUCCUUUUUACAUCAGUAGUUGUCAUGAAUUGCUUUACAGAUACCCAUCCUAAAACCCCAUAGAGUAAGCAAUGCAGAGGUAGAAGCACAGUGGCCAGGAAAAACUCCUUGGAAGGCAGGAACAUAGGAAGAAACCUAGAGAGGAACCAGACUCAGAGGGGUGGCCAGUCCUCUACUGGUUGUACCGGGUAGACAUUUAAGAGUACCAUUAAGGCCAGAUUGUUUUUCAAGAUGUUCAUAGAGGACCUGCAGGGUCAGAAAAUAACCAUAAUGGCUAUAGAGGAUGCAAACACUUCAAGUCUCUAUGGUCCGAUGGCUUUUCAUAGUCAGGGAUUCAAAGUAGUAUGAACAGACUUAUUGCAAAAGCAUCACUGUAGAAAAAUAGGCCAUUACACUGACCUGUAUAAUGUGAUACAUUAAUACAAUUAGUAUGAUAGUCCAAUGUGAAGUAACACACACUGACAUACUGUGUAUAUUAGGGGUGUAACGAUUCGUUUUAACAACGAUUCGAUUUGUAUCACGAUUCGUGGUUGUCGAUACGAUUCAAGGACGAUAUUGGUUCAUUUAGAACGAUACGAUCCGAAACGAUUCAGUGACUUGAAAUCGAUUCAGUAACCUUUUAGCCAAAAAUUCAACCAGUGUGACUGAAAUAAAUACCUGGUAACCAGUUGCAUUUUAAUGGCUGGCAAUAGUCUUGAUAUUUUUAACAGUGUUUCAUGACUCCAUGCAGACCAUCUGGUAUUAUGAAACUUACCAAAAGUCUCACAAGUCCGUCUGUUAUGGCCUGUGCGGUUCGGUCAGCACCCAAUUCAAUCAGUCCAAUAAAGUCCAAAGUAAACUCUCCGUUGCUGGACACAGACACAAUGUAAACUAUUUCCUGCUCAGUUUUUGUGAUGUCCUCAGAUCCAUCAAAAAGCAUUCAGUAAAGGAACAUCCUCAGAAUAGGAAGACAUGGGACGUGCGUGUUUAGCUUUAUGGAAAGAGAAAAAUAUUAAACAGAGCUUGCCGCUGUUCUUCAUUCAGCUUGUCUGGCAAGUGGGCGACUGGACAUUUAUUCUCGGCUAGCUUUUAGCAAUGGCUUGCGCCACAUUCGUGUGCUCCUUGCUCUUUUCAUGUUUGUCAAAUAAAGGAUGGUUGAAAUUCUUUGAGCCUUUAUAAAAUGCACCUGUUUUGUCUGCUAGAUGUGGAUUUGAGCGGCAAAUCUUGCACCACAUUUCAGUGCGCUCAUCGUUAGCUUCAAGCCACUUUUCCGAAAAAAGUAUUUUCUUCGGCUCUGGCUCCAGUUGGCGUUUCUUUGUAGGUGGCAAAACGCCAAAGAAGCUGCUUAAUGUCUGUUGCUUUUUGGACAUCCCUGACAGUAGUUGACAAGCAACAUGUCAUGUGUAAGGUUAGAUGAGAAGAUCGGUCAAGUACGCAAAGGCGCGUAGUAACACAAGUGGCAUUACGCAUUCCUGAUUUUUGUCGCGCUUGCGUAUCUGCGUACCAGUUAUGUGCACCCCUGCAUAUAAAGUCUGACGUGCUUAAAUCCAAUGGGUUAUUUCCUAGUAUCGAUACAAUCGAUUUAUUACAUUUUAAAACGAUGUUAGAUCGAUAUAUGUUGUCCAAAAGGCCAACUCGCCGAGCACAGAUCGAUGUAGUUGGAUCAUAUGAAUAUAAAUCGAUACAUCGAUGUAGUAGAUGGAUCGUUACACCCCUAGUGUAUAUGCAAGUACAUGCAUGAUCAGGAGGAUGUGUGUUACACUUGGACCCUCGUGACAAGAAUGAUCCAGUUGAUGAAAAGCGGUACUAAUCCGUUGUGUUUCCAUGAAUGGAGACUCUCCCACACACAUUAAUUAGUCACUCUAUAAUUAGUGACAUUGUAUACUGGAAACGUGAUACAUCUACCCAUCAAGAUUUAAUAAACGGUCACUUGUUUUAUUUGACUCACCAGGAAACCCAAAGGGUGGAAUGCUUACACAUGGCAAUGUUAUCGCCAAUUGUGCUGCUUUCAUCAAGAUAACAGAGGUAAACUAACCAUGGGUGUUUUGGUUUAAACGGCAACCUCUGUCUGUUUUGUGAUGCUAACACAUUAUCAGAGAAGUGUUUUUCUUAUAACAGGAAGUCGAUUUUAUUAAACCUGGUAACAAUAGAAAACCUAGCUCCCUGUCUUAAAAACAGCAAUUUUUAUCUUAACAUUUGCCUCUGCUUAGUAAAACAAAAUGGGGGCUUUUAUUAUGCUUAGUGUCAUGUUAAUAUGUACUGGUGUAUUCCACACUGUGGAAAGCUGCUAUUUUCCAAGCCUUCCUUGUACUUCCUUACAUCCCCCUGCUAAAUGCCCUUUAAAAUCCAGCCAGUUAUUUUUUUCUCGCUCUUGUUCCUCAAUCUUCGUGUUGACUUUGACUUUCCUGUCUGUCCUCUCCUAUCCAUUCCUUCUUCCUUUUUUCCCUUCCAUAUCUUUUUCCGCUCGGUGUCUACUCAGAGCAUACUCAAGCUCAGCCCUAAGGAUGUGCUCAUCUCCUUCCUACCAUUGGCCCACAUGUUUGAGAGGGUUUUUGAGGUAAUGCAAUGCCUGACGUGUGUGUGUCUUCCGCAGGUGCACUGCAUGCUGAACCUCCACGACAUUCACAUGUCCUACCUACCUCUAGCACACAUGUUUGAGAGGGUAGUGGAGGUACGUACGGAAACUGAUAGAAUGAGGAGAAUGAAGAACCCCUCGUUUCUUUUCACCCUUGUUGAAACAGAGACAUUUUGUGUGUUGUUUUGCCCAUGCUACAGACUACUAGUACUGUAUUAGCGGACUGAUACAGCAAAGGCCCAGUGCACUACUUUUGUAAGAAAAAAAUAAACACUUUUUUUUGUUGUAUUCAGAUUUUUUUUUAGGGGGUGCUGCAGCACCCCUAUAUAUAUGUGUAUUUGACCUUAACGCGGCAAUCAGCAGUAGAAACAAUAACAAAUCGGCCUGCCGACACCUGGUUCUGUAAAAAGCUGAGGGAUGGGGCUGGAGAAAUGUAAUCUCUCUCAAAUUCAUAGACCGAGCUAUGGAUGCAAGGAUUGACCAUCCAUGAUAUCAACAUUUUUUAAAUUUUUUACCUUGUUUUGUGGCUAUAUAGUGUUUUACAUUUUCUUUGUUUACAAACAUUGGAGUAAAACAAGCUUAUAUUUUGGGCUCUGAUGGGGUAUGACAGUUGGACUAAGCUCAUCAGGCAUAAGUUAUAUUCUUCAAGAAUCAAUAUAUGUAUGUAUGUGUAUGAGACCAUAUCUCAAUCAUUCAUUCAUUAAUUUAAAAGUCCAAAAAUGGAUGUAAGAAGCAGAUUGCCCCUUUUUUAGAUACUUGCGCUUAGCUUGAUUUAGUUUGCCGGGUACCAUGGAACCAAUGGAAUAGUCACAAAAGUGCAAACUCAAAGCUAGAUCACUUAAAAUAUAUUAAACAUAUUUUACACAUGUACUCAACAUUUAACGAACACUCUUCCUUUUCAUCUGCCGCCUCCUCCCCCGCCACCAACACCCUUCUCCAGGGAGUGAUCCUGGUGCACGGUGCCCGGAUUGGCUACUUUCAGGGGGACAUCCGGCUCCUGAUGGACGACCUGAAGACCCUGCAGCCCACAGUCUUCCCUGUGGUCCCCCGCCUGCUCAACCGCAUGUUUGACAAGGUCAGAUAUACUGUAGACCCUGAGGGAUGUUUUCGACAAUAAUAUGAUUGUAUCACUUAGUACCAGUAGCUGGAUUUAUUUUAAUUGGACAUUAAUAAAAUACUAAUAAAAUGUAUUGGAAUAGUUGUACAUGUGUAUCGAAACCUUUUUUAUAGCAUGGGUGGGUGUGGCAAAUGGUUUGUAAACCAAGAUGCUUCAUAAACAUUGCAAAGGCGGGUUGGACUGAAUUCGACCACAAAGGUUUCAAAUAGCUUUGGGGUUUGAUAUGUUGUUGAAUACUCCCUCUUCCUUGGAGAAGGGGCGGUAUGUAGCCCAGAGGUCGGACAGGCGGACCAGCAGCCGGACAGUUCAAAUCCUGGGCUGGGCAAUAAAAGAGCAAACUUAACUGUCAACCAACGGGCUGCUGCUUUACAAAUUGUAGCUACUCAUCCACUCCAGUUUUGCCCUUAACAAAGGCACAAGGUCGGGAGCAGGGCAAAAUACGAAUAUCCUUUGCAAGAUGGAAAAUAAUAUCUUAUUUGUCUGUCUCUCCUUCAUAGAUCUUCGGACAGGCCAACACGCCACUGAAGAGGUGGCUGCUGGUUUUCGCCUCCAGGAGGAAGCAUGCAGAGAUGAUGAAUGGUGUGGUCAGGAAGGACAGCUUGUGGGACAAGCUUGUCUUCCAAAAAGUCCAGGUACCCAUGGAUAGGCACCCAAUACUCACGCUAGAAAGGACAAUGUUGACUUUAAUGUUGCAACUUACAUGAGCUAAGUUUCGGGUUCUGGGUGAGGAUUAAGGAUAGGGUUUUUUCAUUUAGUUAGGAUUGUGAGUAUCGUAAAGACGAGGGUUAAUGGUAAAAACAAUUGGUGCUGAGAAAGUGCCACACAUUAGCGUUUUCCAUCAUGGCAAAUUUGUAUGAAGCGUUAUAAUGCAACCCUUGAUUGAUUGGGGGGAAAGAAGGAAAAGAAGGAUUACUUUUAUACUAUCCCAGGUAUUCCUUAGAGGUAGGGUUUCAAGUGUCUCCGGAAGGUGGUCAGUGACUCCGCUGUCCUGGCGUCGUGAGGGAGCUUGUUCCACCAUUGGACAACAGUUUUGACUGGGCUGAGCGGGAACUGUGCUUCCGCAGAGGUAGGGGGACCAGCAGGCCAGAGGUGGAAGAACGCAAUGCCCUCGUUUGGGUGUAGGGACUGAUCAGAGCCUGAAGGUAAGGAGGUGCCAUUCCCCUCACAGCUCCGUAGGCAAGCACCAUGGUCUUGUAGUAGAUGCGAGCCUCAACUGGAAGCCAGUGGAGUGUGCUGAGGAGCGGGGUGACAUGAGAGAACUUGGGAAGGUUGAACACCAGACAGGCUGCAGCGUUCUAGAUAAGUUGUAGGGGUUUAAUGGCACAGGCAGGGAGCCCAGCCAACAGCGAGUUGCAGUAAUCCAGACGGGAGAUGACAAGUGCCUGGAUUAGGACCUGUGCCGCUUUCUGUGUAAGGCAGGGUCGUACUCUGCGAAUGUUGUAGAGCAUGAACCUGCAGGAUCGGGUCACCGCUUUGAUGUUAGUGGAGAACGACAGGGUGUUGUCCAGGGUCACGCCAAGGUUCUUUGCACUCUCGGAGGAGGACACAAUGGAGUUGUCAACCGUGAUGGCGAGAUCAUGGAGCGGGCAGUCCUUCCCCAGGAGGAAGAGCAUCUCCGUCUUGCCGAGGUUCAGCUUGAGGUGGUGAUCUGACAUCCACACUGAUAUGUCUGCCAGACAUACAGAGAUGCGAUUCGCCACCUGGUUAUCAGAAGGGGGAAAGGAGAAGAUUAAUUGUGUGUCGUCUGUGUAGCAAUGAUAGGAGAGACCAUGUGAGGAUAUGACGGAGCCAAGAGACUUGGUGUAUAGAGAGAAUAGGAGAGGGCCUAGAACUGAGCCCUGGGGGACACCAGUGGUGAGAGCCACGCCACCUGGUAGGAGAGACCUGUCAGGUAGGACGCAAUCCAAGAGUGAGCCGCGCCGGAGAUGCCCAACUUGGAGAGGGUGGAGAGGAGGAUCUGAUGGUUCACAGAAUCAAAGGCAGCAGAUAGGUCUAGAAGGAUGAGAGCAGAGGAGAGAGCUUUAGCAGUGCGGAGAGCCUCCGUGACACAGAGAAGCGCAGUUGAAUGACCAGUCUUGAAACCUGACUGGUUUGGAUCAAGAAGGUCAUUCUGAGAGAGAUAGCAGGAGAGUUGGCUAUAGACGGCACGCUCAAGAGUUUUGGAGAGAAAAGAAAGAAGGGAUACUGGUCUGUAGUUGUUGACAUCAGAGGGAUCGAGUGUAGGUUUUUUGAGGAGGGGUGCAACUCUCGCUUUCUUGAAGAUGGAAGGGACAUAGCCAGCGGAAAAGGAUGAGUUGAUGAGCGAGGUGAGGUAAGGGAGAAGGUCUGAGGAUGAGGAUCGGAUGUCAUCAACCUUCUUUUCAAAAUGGUUGAUGAAGUCAUCCACAGAGAGGGAGGAGGAUUCAGCAGGGAGGAGAAUGUGGCAAAGAGCUUCCUAGGGUUAGAGGCAGAGGCUUGAAAUUUAGAGGGGUAGAAAGUGGCUUUAGCAGCAGGAACGGAGGAAGAGAAUGUAGAGAGGAGGGAGUGGAAAGAUGACAGGUCCGCAGGGAGUCUAGUUUUCCUCCAUUUCCGCUCGGCUGCCCGGAGCCCUGUUCUGUGAGCUCGCAAUGAAUCGUCAAGCCACGGAGCAGGAGGGGAGGACCGAGCCGGCCGGGAGGAUAGGGGACAUAGAGAGUCAAAUGAUUCAGAUAAGAUUCUUAUGGUAGAGAAAUGAACAUUCAAUUCUCUGGCAACAGCUCUGGUGGACAUUCCUGCAGUCAGCAUGCCAAUUGCACGCUCCCUCAAAACUGCACAUUUUAGUGGCCUUUUAUUGUCCUCAGCAGAAGGUGCACCUGUGUAAUGAUUAUGCUGUUUAAUCAACAUCUUGAUAUACCACAGCUGUCAGGUGGAUGGAUUAUCUUGGCAAAGGAGAAAUGCUCACUAACAGGGAUGUAAACAAAUUUGUGCACACAAUUGGAGAGAAAUAAGCUUUUUCUGUGUAUGGAACAUUUCUGGGAUCUUUUAUCUCAGCUUAUGAAACACAACACUUUACAUGUUGCGUUUUAUAUUUUUUUCAGUCUGUUUUAAAUGCUAUAUUGAUAUUAAAUGUAGAAAUUACAUGACAUGGGAACAACAUUCCCACCACUUUCAUUGUCAGUAAUUACAUUUUUCCCAUAUUCUUGAUCAGUGGUGAUUUUAGCAUGUACAUCUUGGUGGGGCAAACUCACCCCAAUUUCUUUUAAAUGCAUGCCAGCAAAGCCACUACACAACACAGCACUAAACAAUACAUUAAUUCCACUAUAACGGUAACAAGCGGUGCCCACAAACUGUUAGGGCCUACAUAAAGCUGUCCCAACAGCAGAGUCCCAACAGCAGUCCCAAAACCUUACCACUGCUACACCUGGCUAUUAGCGGAGCCUUGUCUGGCAGCGAAACAGUUAAUUCAUCCUCAUUUACUGCCUUUAAAAAAAACAUGGCUGACUUGCUUAAACAAAUGUGGUUUCUACUGACAAUUGAGAUGUACAAACUAUGGCAUAAGGGGACGACGAGCAGAUAAGAGGCAAUCCGUAAUUUCAAUUAAGACAUUAAUGAGCGAGCUAGGACGGACGUAGUCAAUAUAACUAUUUGUUCAGUACUUUUGAAAUGUACAGCAACAGAAUUCAGAACAUGGGCCGUUCUUACAGUGUUCUCCCUGUACACCAAGUCAGAACCGUAGGAUAAAUAAGGGGGCAUAUAAGCAGACAAUGACAGCGCUUACAAUAUUCGAUGAUUACAUUUCUCUAAAACAGGCUAUAUGUGCACCACCAAGUCAGAACAGUAGGCUAAAUUAUGAGGGGGAAAAGGGACCAAAUUAUUAGGGUGAGGGACAUGGGCUACUAACAGCUUACUACACAACAUACACUUAUGGAUACUGUAGCUAAGAAAGUCAUACUAUUUCCCUGGCAUAUUACAUAAUUUAUGCAGCAGCAUACAAGCCAUUUUUGGACUCUCUUUGUUCACUUGAACAAGAAGGUGGCACGGCAGUUCUUCGUGGGCAAAUUUUGUGAUCAAAGUCUGGCAUUCUCUGGAUUUAAAGUGCUUUCAAGACAACUGGGAACUCGGGGGGGGGGGAAACAACGUUGAAUCAUGACGUCGGUGAUCUUCAGGUCGGAGCUCUAGAAAGAGGCCCGAGUUCCCGACUUGGAAUUCCGAGUUGGAUGACCGUUCAAAACUUAUUUUCCCAGUCGGAGCUCGUUUUUUCCCGAGUUCCCAGUUGUCUUGAACUCACUGAUGUCUGAGAUUUCCGAGUUUCCAGUUGUUUUGAAUGCGGCAGAAGUCAUACUGGAUUGACAGCAUGGCCAAUGUUGAAUGUUUAUCCUUUUAAGCUUGGAAGAGACCCUUAAACCCAGACUUGGACCACCCACUCCACUGAAUAGCAGGCUAGUGAUUGCUUUGCAAUGCUUGCAGUUUGCCACUGAUUCCUUCCAAACCACUCAUUGUUGAAUUUGCGAUUUCCAACUUGUUGUGUAAUGUUUAUAUCCAAUGGCCGAUGAGCACCGAUACAUUUUAUCUAUAAUUUCUCUUCAUAAUUUCUCUUCAUAUGACAAGGAUUUAAAUGGAUUUGCCAGUAGAUUGUCGACUUGAUUCAUGAUGACUGCUAGCUAAGAUUUUGAAACUUUUAUGUUGACAUGAUCUGUCCAAUCAAAGCUAUGGUAGAUAUAAAGUGAUUUGAUGUAAUUUUAUCUGAAACUGGUGGGGCUCAAAACGGGUCGCCACUGUUUUUGAUGAAGAAGGUUAAUGAACUCACUGGUUUGAGACCACAAAAUAAACCAAAAAUGACGCUGCUAAAAUCCAGUCGUAGCCGGCCGCGACCGGGAGACCCAUGGGGCGGCGCACAAUUGGCCCAGCGUCGUCCAGGGUAGGGGAGGGAAUAGCCGGCAGGGAUGUAGCUCAGUUUGCAAUGCCAGGGUUGUGGGUUCGAUUCCCACGGGGGGCCAGUAUGAAAAAUUAAAAAAUAAUGUAUGCACUCACUAACUGUAAGUCGCUCUGGAAAAGUGUCUGCUAAAUGACUAAAAUGUAAAUGUUAUAGCUCUAUAUUAAAAAUACUUAUUGAAAAAAAUUUCAAAGAUUGAAUUUUGUCGUUUUUUUAAAUUAAUUAUAAUUUCUACACAUUUUCUACCUGGUUUAAGUCGUUUAAAUUCAGAUUGGAGUAUGUUUUUCAUUAAUUCCCCCCAAAAUAAUAUAUAUAAAAAGAAUUAAAUUCCUCAGAUACCUGUGACACAUUCAAAACCUCCCACAAUUUGAGUAUCGCUGGUCUAUUGUGUGAGGUACAACCAUGGAUGUCAAUAACAUCUUUCCUCCUUUGUGCUCUCCAGAACAGUCUUGGGGGUCGUGUGAGGCUGAUGAUCACAGGAGCGGCCCCAGUGUCUCCAACCAUCCUGACCUUCCUUCGGGCCGCUCUUGGCUGCCAGGUGAGACUUCCCUUCAUGGAUUUACAAAUUAAAUGACAGGUGUAAGAAAGGAUGAAAACUCCCUCUAAUCCAUGCUUCCACCAAUCCAAUGCUUAUAAAUGCGUGGGGAAGAGUGCACAAAUGCCCCCUUUCCCAGAGAAUUUGGAUGCAGAGCCUGGCUGCGUUCCAAUUCUCUAACCUUCUAAAGAAGUGUGCACUCGUUCACUCCCCCUCAUGCAUUUAAAAGCAUUGGAUUGGUGCAAGCAUGGCUGGAAGGAGUUUCCCCCAUAUUCAUCACACCAGUCCAUUCCUUUUAAAUCCUUCAGGGGGAGUUUACAGGUGCACACUUCAGGAGAAAGGUAGAGAAUCGGAAUGUAGCCUGUCUCAUACCCUAGAGAAGUAGCUCCCUCUUUGUGACCUUUUCUGUUGUUCAACAGGAUUCGCUUUAGAAAGAUUGGCAAUAAUGUUCUCUUUCUAUUAGUCAAAACAAUCACUUCAUGCUUGGGAAUCAACCUCACACCCAACCAGGCUGCUGUGGUGCUGAAAUAUGGAUGAGAAACACAAGUUACUUCAUUACAAUGCUUUCAAAUAAAUGUCUGCUGCUUCUACUUGAUAGUUUUACGAAGGCUAUGGUCAGACUGAGUGCACAGCCGGGUGUACCAUGUCCAUGCCUGGGGACUGGACAGCAGGUAAAACACACAUUCAAGCAUUACCGAUGCAUUCAAUUGCUACCACAUCACACAACACAUACCACUACAUGCUUAAUCCAACAAACAAGUCACACAAAUGGCUCUACACCCUCUCUACACUCGGAUUCUACAAUGAACAAGAACAGUUUUACUUCUGUGUCUUGUGUGGCUCACUGGAACCUUCAUGAAACCUUUGUCAACCAUGUUGGCAUUAUGAAAGAACAGCCAAAUAAAGUGUUACUGAAAUGUGACAAUGCAUCUCUUUCUGCCCAGGUCAUGUGGGAGCUCCACUGCCCUGCAACUAUGUAAAGCUGGUGGACGUGACUGAGAUGAACUACUUUGCUGCCAAUGGGGAGGGAGAGGUGAGGUGUAGAGUUCAUUGGAAGUCCCACCUUGGUUUCUUGUGUGCCUUUGAUUGGAACAGCCGGUCUCAAAUUGCUCCAUAUCCCUCCCCCUUGGCCCUAACCAAUCGAUGUUAGCAUAUCUGAAGGGUCUGGAUAGGUAUAAGCACUAUAGUGGUAAAGCUUCCACCUUACUGAUCUGUAAACAUUGAAGGAUAAGGGCCAAGUGCAGUGGUAGUAGGGUUUUAAUACAUGCGGUAAAGAGAUCAAUGGAGUUCGACCAAAACAAUGGCAACACCAUGGAAACUCCACACAUGGGUCCCCCGUAGUGGAGAUAGAUCCAGAAGCUCCUCAUUGCCGCCCAUGAGCCUGUCAACUUCAAUACAUGUUCAUGUCGUCGUCACCAAUCAACUGCAUUACACUUAAAAACGACUUAAAAUACCACCAUCGAUUUCUAUAUGGCUAGCUAUUCUACCAGCUUAUCUGAACAGGAGUUAAAAUUUAGCAGACACACACUAUAUAUAUACAAAAGUAUGUGGACACCCUUUCAAAUUAGUGGAUUCAGCUAUUUCAGUCACACCCAUUGCUGACAGGUGUAUAAAAUCUAGCACACAGCCAUGCAAUCUACAUAGCCAAACAUUGGCAGUAGAAUGGCCUUACUGAAGAGCUCAGUGACUUUCAACGUGGCACCGUCAUAGGAUGACAUCUUUCCAACAAGUCAGUUCGUAAAAUGUCUGCCCCGCUAGAGCUGCCCCAGUCAACUGUAAGUGCUGUUAUUGUGAAGUGGAAACGUCUAGGAGCAACAAUGGCUCAGCCGCGAAGUGGGAGGCCACACAAGCUCACAGAACGGGACCGCUGAGUGCUGAGCGUGUAAAAAUCAUCUGUCCUCGGUUGCAACACUCACUACCGAGUUCCAAAAUGCCUCUGGAAGCAACGUCAGUACAAGAACUGUUCAUUGGGAGCUUCAUGAAAUGGGUUUCCAUGGCCGAGCAGCCACACACAUGCCUAAGGUCACCAUGCGCAAUGCCAAGCAUCGGCUGGAGUGGUGUAAAGCUCACCGCCAUUGGACUCUGGAGCAGUGGAAACUCGUUCUCUGGCGUGAUGAAUCACGCUUCACCAUCUGGCAGUCCGACGGACAAAUCUGGGUUUGGCGGAUGCCAGGAGAACGCUACCUGCCCCAAUGCAUAGUGCCAACUGUAAAGUUUGAUGGAGGAGGAAUAAUGGUCUGGGGCUGUGUUUCAUGGUUCGGGCUAGGCCCCUUAGUUCCAGUGAAGGGAAAUCAUAAUGCUACAGCAUACAAUGACAUUCCAGACGAUUCCGUGCUUCCAACUUUGUGGCAACAGUUUGGGGAAGGCCCUUUCCUGUUUCGGCAUGACAAUGCCCCGUGCACAAAGUGAGGUCCAUACAGAAAUGGUUUGUCGAGAUCGGUGUGGAAGAACUGGACUGGCAUGCACAGAGCCCUGACAUCAAACACCUUUGGGAUGAAUUGGAAGGCCGACUGUAGCCAGGCCUAAUCGCCCAACAUCAGUGCCUGACCUCACUAAUGCUCUUGUGGCUGAAUGGAAGCAAGUUCCCGCAGCAAUGUUCCAACAUCUAGUGGAAAGCCUUCCCAGAAGAGUGGAGGCUGUUAUAGCAGCAAAGGGGGGAUCAACUCCAGUUUAAUGCCCAUGAAUUUGGAAUGAGAUGUUCGUUGAGCAGGUGUCCACAUACUUUUGGUCAUGUAGAAUAUUUUCUAAACCCUAAAGGACAACUUCAAAAUAGUAUGCAGGGAAAACAGCCAAAUCAGAUUUUAGUAACCACAUUAUGGGUCUGCUAGAACACAUAAAUCAUGACGGAUUUGACGAAUAUCCACAUUGUUAGAUACGCUUUUUUGAAUGGGUGCCUAUGACUGUGUCCUUGUUCUAUCCCUCACGGUCUGCCUUCCAUUGAUCUCUUUACCACGUGUAUUGGGACCGACUGGAAUACUGGGAUGGGGGUUUUCCCAGCUUGCUUUGUUACUUCACUAUUUAAUCAUUAGCCUUUGAGGAGGUGGGUGUGUAGCCUGGUCCCAUGUUUGUAUUUGAUGUGUAUAUAAUUCUGCUUUUUCGCAGGUGUGUGUGAAAGGACCAAACGUAUUCAAGGGCUACCUAAAUGACCCGGAGAAGACCAAGGAGGCCUUGGAUCAGGAUGGCUGGCUCCACACGGGAGACAUUGGGAAGUGGCUGCCUGUAAGUACUGUCAACUCUACAUUCAGCUAGCUCUGUGUUUCCCAAUUCUCGUUCUUGUCACCCAAAGGUUUCCACCUUUUUUAGGCUUGAUGAUGACUUGAUUAGUUGAAUCAAGUGUGUUAGUGCUAGGGCAAAAACAAAAAUGACCCUUUGGGUCCCCAGGACCAAGAUUGGGAAACCCUGAGCUAGCCUAUAAGGCAGGGAUGGGCAAUUGUCCUCUGGUGGACAAUUUCCCAUCACUGCUAAGUUUUGUUCUUUCAAAUUAGUACUUGAUUUAAGACCUUGGGAAACCAGGGUCAUGUUCAGUAGGGCACACCGUAGUAAAACUUUCUGCAACAGAAAAUGAAAAUCUGUGUUCUUAUUGGACACCUUCACGCGAUACCUCUCAUUUUCUUCAUCAUCAUCAUCAUCAUAAUAAUGUAUUAUUAUUAUUGAUUGGAUUUAUAUAGCGCUUUUCUACCAACUGAGGUACUUAAAGCGCUUUACAUAGUAAGGGGGAAACUCACCUCAUCCACCACCAAUGUGUAGCAUCCACCUGGGUGAUGCACUGCGACCAUUUUUGUGCCAGAAAGCUCACCCCACAUCAGGUGGAGGGGUGAGUUAAAAUGCCAAUUAGGAGUAAGGGGGAUGAUUAGGUGGCCAUGAUGGAAUGGGGCCAGGUUGGGAAUUUAACCAUGACAAUGGGGCUAACACCCCUACUCUUACGAUAAUUGCAAUGGGAUUUUUAAUGACCACAGAGUCAGGAUACCCGUUUAUCGUCCCAUCCAAAAGACGGCACACUACGCAGGACAAUGUCCCCUUCACUGCCCUGGGGCAUUGGGAUCUCCUUAGCCCUCCAUCACCACUUCCAGCAGCAUCUGGUAUCCCAUCCAGGGGCCGACCAGGACCGACCCUGCUUAGCUGAUGACCCAGGACCGACCAUGCUUAGCUGAUGAUGAUGAUGAUGAUGAUGACAUAAGUACCAGGCAAAAGAGAAGAUCAGCAGACACUGGCCCACCCCUGCUAUGGGCCUCAAUCUAUGACUGACUAAGAGUGGGAAAGUAGUAAUGGGGCAAAAUCUGAUUUAGUUGAUCACUACUGAGUUAAGUUCGUUUUCUCUACUUUCAGAAUGGCAUUCUGAAAAUCGUGGACAGGAAGAAGCACAUCUUCAAGCUGGCUCAAGGAGAGUACAUUGCCCCGGAGAAGGUCGAGAACAUCUACAUCCGGAGCAACCCAGUGGCCCAGAUCUUUGUCCAUGGCGAUAGCUUGCAGGUGUGUGACAAACCAAAUCGCGCGUGUGCAAACCAAAUCUUCUGCUGUGCGUGUUUCUAUUGAAGCACUUUGUUUGUGGUUGGGUAUGUACAUGCAUAAUGUUGGUUGUGGAUGUGUGCACCAUCUAACUGAAACUUGUUUAGGUUACACUUAUAAUGACUUUCAUGUAUAAGCCACUGCUUGAAAAAUGUUGAUACAUUUUUAAAAUUAGUAUAAAUGCUUAUGAAAUGUAAAAAUCUAAAUGUUUGAAAAUGUCUUGUUUGGCACAGGCAUGCCUGGUGGGCAUUGUGGUGCCUGAUCCGGACUUCUUACCAGGAUGGGCAAAGAAGAAGGGCAUUGAGGGUUCUUAUUUGGAGAUGUGCGCAAGCAAGGUUAGCUAGCUUCAAUGGUAUGGCAGAUUUACCAUCAGCUGACAGUGUAUUCAGUGGCUAAUUUCCACAGUCCAUGCUAACAUACCUCUUACACUUCAACAAGUGUUGUCCUCAGCAAAAUGUCACUGGAGCUUGCAGAGCCUCUACAGUAACUCAUGGAGUGUAAAGCCUUAGAAUGAAGCAAUGUAUUGUGCAUGCUAGUGUGGAUAUCGGAACAGAGCCAAUCUCAUCUCAAACACUCAUCAUCAUCACAGUUUUUUAUGUACUGAAAGUGCUCCAUCUAGAAAAUGUGACUGCUGACAAGCACAUUUUUUAGGGGGAUUGUAUUAACAAUAGACUACUGAACAAAAUACUGAAAGAUAGUUUGAGUGAACUAUCCCUUUUAAGUACAGCCAAUAAGAUGUAUUGUCUACACUGCCUUGUCUAAAGUGCCUGUCUUUCCAGGAGUUGAAAAAUGCCAUUCUGGAGGACAUUCUGAGGCUGGGGAAAGAAGGGGGGCUGAAGUCUUUUGAGCAGGUGAGGAACCCUUCCUAACGCUCCACACACUCCUUAGGCACCAUUUAGACAAGAUAACACUCACAAGCGAUGUUGGUGCCAAAUUGUGCAUGAUUAUAAUGCUGCCUCUAGCCCAGAGUAUUCUUGGAGAAAAAAACGAAACAACAUUUGCAUCUCAAUGGUACUCGGCUUGUUAAAUAAUAGCUAAACACAUAAUAAGCGGAAUAACACGCUCUCUCUGUCCCGUGCAGGUGAGAGAUAUCUUGCUGCACACGGAGAUGUUCUCCGUCCAGAACGGCCUCCUGACGCCCACGCUCAAGGCCAAGAGGACCGAACUCCGCAGUCACUUCCGAGAGCAGAUUGACCUGCUCUAUGCCAAGAUCAAGAUGUGA
Messenger RNA from Coregonus sp. 'balchen', 35166 nucleotides. The record is from the annotation of a GenBank genome assembly. NCBI's taxonomy places the organism in Eukaryota, Metazoa, Chordata, Actinopteri, Salmoniformes, Salmonidae.